Populus euphratica (Euphrates poplar) is the source of this 2762-nucleotide messenger RNA. Its product is annotated as Pentatricopeptide repeat (PPR) superfamily protein. Gene Ontology annotation, biological process: RNA modification. Gene Ontology annotation, molecular function: RNA binding; protein binding; zinc ion binding. The record is from RefSeq and is a predicted model, not a curated record. The coding region runs from base 220 to 2151 and encodes 643 amino acids. The transcript is spliced from 2 exons. Lineage: Eukaryota; Viridiplantae; Streptophyta; Magnoliopsida; Malpighiales; Salicaceae.
AGUAAGCACGCGAUAAGAGCUAGCUAGAUCAGUUAGUUGUUAGUUGAAGAAUAAGCAUUAAAUUGAGAUAAGUUUUUCGAAGAAGUAUUUAAUCUCGGUGAAUAUUAAAUUAAUUUAGAAAUAUCUCCUAUCAUUGAAAUAAAUAAAUAAACCGGAAGUGUCAAAACUGUUCCAAAACUUUCAUCUUUGUGGCCAGCACCAGUAGUAUCAUUUUAGGACAUGAAAUUGCUCCCAUACAUCGACUUGUUUCUCCACUAUCCUAAACAUGCAAACGCUUCUAUCCUUGACCAAUUUACUCGCCAGCUAACAACCCUCUCUUUCCUGCCAAGUAAACCAACUAAUUUAAAUGUUCUAUGCACUAAAGGCCAACUGCAAGAGGCACUACUAGAAAUGGCAAUUCAAGGUCCUGAAAUUAAGUUUGAUGGGUACAAUAUGCUACUAAACGAGUGUGUCAAUAAAAGGGCUGUUAGAGAAGGCCAAAGGGUACAUGCCCACAUGAUCAAAACAUGUUAUUUACCACCUGUGUAUUUAAGUACUAGGUUGAUUGUCUUGUACACGAAGUGUGAGCGUUUGGGUUGUGCAAGACAUGUGUUUGAUGAAAUGCGUGAGAGAAAUGUUGUUUCUUGGACUUCAAUGAUUUCGGGUUAUUCUCAAAGAGGGUUUGCAUCUGAGGCAUUGCAUCUUUUUGUACAGAUGUUAAGAUCAGAUACGGAGCCAAAUGAGUUCACUUUCGCUACUGUGCUCUCCUCUUGUACAGGUGUUUCAGGGUUAGAGCUGGGAAGGCAAAUUCAUUCUCUCAUAUUCAAGAGAAACUAUGAAAACCAUAUAUUUGUUGGGAGCUCACUUCUUGACAUGUAUGCCAAGGCUGGUAGAAUCCAUGAAGCUCGAGGAGUUUUUGAAUGCUUGCCUGAAAGAGAUGUUGUCUCCUGUACUGCAAUAAUCUCAGGCUAUGCUCAGUUAGGCCUUGAUGAAGAGGCAUUAGGACUAUUCUGCCGGUUACAAAGGGAAGGAAUGAGUUCAAAUUAUGUUACCUAUGCCAGUUUGUUGACUGCACUGUCUGGGCUUGCUGCUUUGGAUCAUGGCAAACAAGUUCACAGCCAUGUGCUCAGAUGUGAAUUGCCCUUUUAUGUAGUUCUCCAGAAUUCACUGAUUGAUAUGUACUCAAAAUGUGGAAACCUUAAUUACGCAAGAAAGAUCUUUAAUAACAUGCCUGUUAGAACUGUUAUUUCAUGGAAUGCAAUGCUUGUGGGGUAUGGUAAGCAUGGUAAGGGGUUAGAGGUGGUUAAACUUUUCAAAUUAAUGAGAGAAGAAAAUAAAGUCAAACCUGACAGAGUCACUUUUCUGGCUGUUCUAUCUGGCUGCAGCCAUGGAGGAUUGGAAGAUGAAGGGCUGGAAAUGUUUGAUGAGAUGAUGAAUGGGGGUGAUGGGAUAGAAGCAGGGAUUGAGCAUUAUGGGUGUGUCAUUGACUUGCUUGGACGUGCUGGCCGAUUAGAAGAGGCUUUUGCAUUGAUCAAAAAGAUGCCUUUCGAACCAACCGCUGCUAUUUGGGGUUCACUUUUAGGAGCUUGCAGAGUUCAUUCAAAUACUAAUAUUGGUGAAUUUGUAGGUUGUCGUCUUUUGGAAAUAGAGCCUGAAAAUGCAGGGAAUUAUGUCAUUCUCUCUAAUUUAUAUGCCUCUGCAGGGAGGUGGGAAGAUGUGAGAAAUGUAAGGAAAUUGAUGAUGGAGAAAGCUGUGAUAAAGGAGCCUGGAAGAAGCUGGAUUGAACUUGACCAAACCAUUCAUACCUUUUACGCAAGUGAUCGGUCCCAUCCUAGGAGAGAAGAGGUAUUUUUGAAGGCAAGGGAAUUAUUGGUGAAAUUCAAGGAAUCUGGCUAUGUUCCUGACCAGAGUUGUGUUUUAUACGAUGUGGAUGAAGAGCAAAAGGAGAAAAUACUUCUAGGCCAUAGUGAGAAGCUGGCUUUGGCUUUUGGAUUAAUUUCUACUUCUGAGGGAGUCCCGCUCCGAGUAAUAAAAAACCUCCGGAUUUGUGUUGAUUGUCACAAUUUUGCCAAAUUUGUAUCGAAGGUUUACGGAAGACAAGUGUCUAUAAGGGAUAAAAACCGGUUCCACCAUGUUGCUGGGGGAAUUUGUUCUUGUGGCGACUAUUGGUGAGUUUUGAUGAUUUUUUAACAGGAUAUGUGUUGGUUACUACUGCUGCUGGAGACUCUGGGAAGGUUAUUCAAAAAACAACCCGCGCAACACCGUCGCGGUUGUUUACCAGCUCUAUUUUAUUUGAUUCACCCAGCUAUCCAAGCCCAGAAAGAUCAGUUACAGGGAGGUAGACUGAUUAUGAGAUUCAUCUGUCUAAAAGCUUUGCAUGAUGGCUUGCUUCACAGUCACAGGUAUUUCCUUCCUGUUCAGAGAUUGCCUUCAACUGCUUGAGAACUUCAGAUAUAAAGGACUAGACAAGCUUGAAGAAUUUAACAUCUUACAGAGAGAUAUAAAGAUAAAGAAUCCCUUUUUAUAGGUGGUGGAGCAAUCAUUCAUAACCAGGUUUUAAAUUAGAGAAUGGACGGUUCUUACCCAGAAUAGAUGAAAGUUGAUGGGAGGAUGUUCAUGUCUAAACAACACUUUCACCAUAGAAAACUUUUGAAUAUUUGCAGUUUGCUUUGCCCCUCACGCCUGCAUUUUGCACCAUCAUAUGGAUCCUACUUCUCUUAUCUGAUGUAUCAUUCAUUUAAAUAUUCUUGUAUUCAUUUUCAAUGUAACUAGCAUACAAAGAA